Molecule: messenger RNA, 5149 nt
Organism: Candoia aspera
Lineage: Eukaryota; Metazoa; Chordata; Lepidosauria; Squamata; Candoiidae
Gene: IGFBP4
Product: insulin like growth factor binding protein 4
Exons: 4
Coding region: 16-930 (304 amino acids)
Biological process (GO): regulation of insulin-like growth factor receptor signaling pathway
Cellular component (GO): extracellular region
Molecular function (GO): insulin-like growth factor I binding; insulin-like growth factor II binding
Source: RefSeq, a predicted model, not a curated record
UAUAAAGUCCAAAGAAUGAGCUUCUCCCCCCGUCAGUACAGAGUCCCCCUCGCUGGAGAUCAGGCGCUGUGCUCUGCCAGCAAGACUGUUCUUUGCAGCCUUUGCUUGUUGGCCCUUCAUCUCCAGGACCGCGGCCUGCCUACCAUGCCCUCCCGGGAGGUGUCUGUCACCCUGCUGCUUCUAGCCCAGGUGGGCUUUUCUGUGAGCCUUGAGGCUAUCCAGUGCCCCCCAUGCUCCGAGGAGAAGCUGGCACGCUGCAGGGUACCCUCUGGAUGUGAGGAGCUGGUGCAGGAACCAGGAUGCGGAUGUUGUGCCACGUGCGCCUUAGCAAAAGGGAUGCUCUGUGGGGUGUACACAUCUCGCUGCGGUUCAGGGAUGCGGUGUUACCCACCCCGGGGAAUGGAAAAGCCCUUGCGCACGCUCAUGCAUGGCCAAGGGGUGUGCAUGGAGCUGUCUGAAGUCGAGGCGAUCCAAGAGAGCAUCCAGUCAACAGAGCAGGCAGAGGUUGAACUCCCUCCCACCAACAACUUCAGCCCCUGCAGCAGCCAUGACCGUAAAUGCCUGCAGAAACAACAAGCAAGAGCCCGGGAGCGGAUAAACAGCGGUGUCAAGAUGAGAAGCCAUGGGAGCCUUGCUCUCCGGGAGGACACCCGGCCGGUGGUUCAAGGCUUGUGUCAUAGUGAGCUUCAGAGAGCCCUAGAGAGACUAGCAGCUUCCCAAACCCGAACCCAUGAGGAUCUCUACAUCAUCCCCAUCCCUAACUGUGACCACAAUGGAAACUUCCAUCCCAAGCAGUGUCACCCAGCAUUGGAUGGGCAACGAGGGAAAUGUUGGUGUGUGGAUCGGAAGACAGGGGUUAAGUUUCCAGGAAGUCUGGAGUUGAAGGGAGAGUUGGAUUGCCAUCAGCCUGUGGAUGGAGUGCAAGAGUGACCAGGCUGAUAAAUGGACAGUGAGACUUGCCUUGACAACCUGCCAAGAGAACUCGUUGUACUUAGUGUUUGAUGAAUAGAUGGAAUGCAAACUGGGGAGUUACCACAAUGCCCCUUUUUCCCUGAGGGGGAAUGAUAAUAGCAGUAACAUCUGCCCCUCUCCUCAAAAUAACUGCAUUAAUCUAAGCAUGAUGUGGCCUAGUCAACCCACAUCUCUCUGCUGUUUAACUGGGUAGCUAUUCGCAUCCACAGCCCAUUCUCCACAGAUGUUGGGAACUGUAUUCCAUUUGAGUGACCACCGAUGACACAAAGCCCUACCAACUUUAAUCUUGAGUACCUCAAUGGGUCUUUUGAGAGUUUCCUCUGAGCAGACCUGCUCUUGUUUUCAGUACAAACUGUUGGGGAACUGGUUCUUCUGCCAAGGUCUGCACCGAGAAAAGGAAAAAAGAGGGGACAAAGCUCUUUCCUCACCUUUCUUAAGGGUCCUCUAAAACCCAGGCUGGUUCAGUAGUGCCUAGACUUCUUCUCAUUGUAAUAUCCUUUAUCUCCUUAAUGCAAGGGAUAAAUUAUGUUUGGGAUGGGAGAAAUUAUGCUAAGUGGGAAGGCCUCAUUUUCCAGCCAUGAUACACUGGGCUUCAGUCCUGGAGGUGGUUUUCAUUGCCAUGGCUUAGUCCUGAAACACUUAAAGCAACAAUAUAGAAUAGAGUAUUCUUGAACAUGUGACGAAAGCACCUCAUAGACCUGAAGACCAAACAAACUUGUUCCAGAGGCCACGUCUCUCCAUCAGAAUAGCAGAGCUUCACUUUGAAUUUAGGAUGUUCCUUCCAGGAAUCUCCCCCUAUUUUGCUAUUUUUGCUUUAAUUUAAAAGAACUGCAAUUGUUAAUCCAUAUUCAAAAUAGGUAUAGAGGUACAACUACAAAAAACUCAGAUCAUAAAACAUAAUCAUUUAAAAAUAAACUUCUGCAUCAUCAUUUUCAUAUUUUAAAAAAAUCAGAAGAAAGCUGGCUGGUAUAAUCCAGAUGAUAUCCUAUCCUCUCUGAGCACCAUUCAGUUUAUUUUCAGACCAAGUAAGGUGAUCUUUGGUGCAUAAGGUAGCAUCUUUGAAAUCUAGAAAACUGAGAUUCUAGGGAAUUUGGUAAUAAUAACAGGCUUCCAAUUUCUAUUAAUAGUGACAAAAGAAGUUUUAGAAAUUGGCAUGGGAGCUGGACUAUAGCAACAUUUUCAAGGAUUGUGCUUUAGCUUGUUUCUUAAAAGUUUAAUAAAAUAAAGGGAAAAAACCCUCAAAAUUGCCCAAUAGAGAUUCACCCGGUAUAGAUAUUUGCUUUCUUCUUCCUUCCAGCCAAGUGUAGCGUAAUUAUAGCCCUGAUAUUAAGGUGUCUACCCAACGCAGGAGUAGUUUCAAACCAAUCUGGAAAUAAAGCUGAAAAUGUUUAGAGCGCACAAGAUUGCAUUUGCCCAUUCUAGAGCCCGGCAUCCAUUACUACUGGGAGGAAGGCUACUUUUUUCUAGCUCACAGCCUUCUUGUGAGUUUUAAAAGGUUUCUAGUUAUAGGGCAAUCAAAGUAAUGCUAUCAGGCAAUUGUUCUGUGGGACAAGGAAUCCCUUCCCCGAAUGAAAUGUUUCUCAUUAGUAAGUGGAACUUGCAUCAUUUGGGGGAGUAAUCCAGAGAUCAUAAUAUUAUGAUCAUAAUUUGCAGAGCUUCAUAAAAAUCCUCAGACUGAGCUGUCAAAAUUUGUUGGCAAAACUACUAAUUUCCUAUGGAGCAGUUUUCUCAUAUUUUGCCUUUAAAAAGACAAUAUAAGCUCCGUGAAGUGCAAAUUAAUUCAUUGUCAUUUUUUAAAAAUUAUCUCCCCUUAGAUUAGGAAGUCCUUUGCAUAAUGUAAGCAACUUACAUCAUCUGGCCUGAACAUCCAGAUAAGCAAAUGGUCAAGAAGGGGACUCUGAAGCAUGUCUUCAGAACAUAUGAUAGUUCUAUUUUUUGACUAAGUCCUUUGCAUUCCAAGGGUGUAAGACCUCAUUACCUGUUUAGAACAACCAUGGGGUGUAGCUCUUCCUGGACUAUAGAUCUUCAGACUACAGGAGGAGAAAUCAUUGUUUGAAUGUUGUCACCUUUAUUAGAUGCCAGCUUUUAGAAAGGAAGCAUUUUGAGUAAGGAACUGAAACUCUCAGCUGCAGCCUUUCUUCCUGAAAUGACAUUAUUCUACAUGUACAGUAGAUUCUUUUUUUAGAAUGUACUAAGAGAAUAAUAUAUCAAAAGAGAGAAACAAAAACAUGGUGAAAGAUAGUACUUGAACAAUAAAAAGGGAGGAAAGGACAAACAAAAAGGGAAUAAAAAGGAAAAAAAACCCCAAAAUAAUUCAUAACACGAGGAAAACAAACAUAUGGUUGAAUCUUAUCUCAAUCUGUAAACAACUACUAUCUCCCAAUAAACCUGUCAACUUGAUAUCUAACAGAGCUAACUAGAGAAAGAGGAAUAAUUAGCAGAUUAUUCACUAUUUCCAAACCCAGGCUGCUUGUGUUGAUCCGAAUAAGAGAGUUUGGGUUUUAUUUGUAUGGCAAACUCUCCAUUGGUUUUAGGAUAUUUACGAUGUGGAUUUGAGGGACCAAAUCCUUUCUGGUAAAUGAAAGGAGAGAGUAGAUUCAGAUCUACUGAAUCUGAAACUGGCUGCAAUCUACUGCUGGAAGGUUUGGGAUUUCAGUUCCUUUCAGUAUGGCCAGUGCCCAUUGGCAAUUGCUUGGGGCAUUUCUAGCUAGAGCAGUGUUUCUCAACCUUGGCAACUUCAAGCUGUGAAGACCCAGCAUGGCUGGCUGGGGAAUUCUGGGAGUUGAAGUCCACACAGCUUGAAGUUGCCAAGGUUGAGAAACACUGAACUAGAGCAUCUGGAAGUCAGCAGGUCUAUUCCAGUCCCCUAGGAGUGCAACUCCCGGAAUUCCCUGGUCAUCUUCAAAUGGUUGGUCUUGUUUUCAUAAUCUUCUGGUGAGCACCAGUCUGGGAAGACUACAAAUCUGACUGGUGAAACACAGCAUUUGUCAUGGAUCGAAACAUGUAAACUUUCAUAUAGUCCAUAAUGGUGGCAUAACAUUAGUUAUUGCUAGCUAGUUUAAUUUUGCCUGUGAUAUUUUCUAGGGCUAGUUUUGGCCCGUGCCUUCCCAUGGGUAUGAGCAAUCUUUUAACAUCUGCAGGUUGCCCUAACCUUUAUGGCAGUGUUUCUCAACCUUGGCAACUUGAAGAUGCGUGGACUUCAACUCCCAGAAUUCCCCAGCCAGCAUAAUGGGUGGAACAGUGAUGGAAAAUGGGUGCGGUCAAGGUUUCUCAUUUUUUCUCCUGAGGUUGUGGGGAGAGUGUUCUCUUUUUAAAAGGAGAUGUUACAUUUCUCUGAGGGAUGAGUGACAGUUUUGGAGUUUUUCCUGCCUCAAAAUGGCACUGCCAAUUUUUGACAGCUGUGGUGCAAAGGGUCUCUGGGGGACACAAAAAGGAGCUGGGGGCCUCAGGUUGCCUAUGCCUUCUUUAUUGCUUUUUUGUCAGUACAGUGCAUCUUUCAAGCUGCAGUUACGUGGGAGUCAAGCCCAUCACAUUCAGUGGGGCUAAUGUCUGAACAGCUAUGCCUCCUAUUGCACUAUUUCAUAUUAAGCCACAUCACACAUAACACCUUUCAGCAUCACCACAACCAAUGCCUAGCAAUUACAUUUCCAUGUGUCAAGAAUGGAAACCAUGAUGCUUUUCUGUUUAGACCCCUGACACUGAAGGUGAACUUUUCUUGAGAGGAGACUGAAUUUCUCAGCACCAGAUACUAAGGCUGUGUACCCUUCAAAAAUGAUUCAUUCUGCAAAUUAAUACAACUCUUAAAGUAGCAGCACAUUUUAACAAUCAGUCCCCUUAGUGGAAUAGCAGAGAAGUGCAGGGUUCAAAAUCCCAUGAGGUCCAAAGCAGUUCUUCUGAGUCCAUUUUGAAGCAGGCACAGUCCUGCUAGAUGUGUUCUGUCUCAUAUCUGGGAACAUAUGACAUCUUCACAGCCAGUGGCUCUGUUCAGACAGCACGCUUAACCCAGUCAAAUCUGGCAGUAUUGUAUACAUCUGUAUAGUGCAUUUCCUCAACCUGUCAGGCUUUUGCAUACAAUAAGUGCUGUGAUUAUCUGCUAAUAUAUUCGUUGCAAUGUUUUUGUUGCUGUGAAUUUUAUUGCUCUUAAUUGUAUUUUUUUUUAAAAAACAAACUUUUAAAA